CUUCUUCAGAAGUGGUGACAGGCUCAUCGCUCCAAAGUCUGGAAGAGUUUCCACCAAGUCAGACGUCAAUCAUUUCAAAGACUCCGCCCAUUUCAGAGACACAUCUUGUGUCAGUGAGUUCUUCUGUCGUGGAUUCUCUGACAGUCUCACCAAUGUUUUCACAGACCGGGACCAUGGUGUCCAUAUCUACAUACGAAUCUUUGGUGGAACACACAACGGGAAUUCAGCCAUCAGAGGCCCUCACUGCCAGUGCACUAACCCCGUUUCAUCUUCUCGUGAAUCAUCCUUUGCUGUUACACUGUCGCCAUCACUUACGUUGACGCCGUCGUCAGUAACCUUGCUGCAACCGUCGGAAGAAAUGACAGUGUCGGAGACAUAUUAUGUAACUCCUACUGAGAAUGAAUCCAUUUUUGAAGUAAGGUCAUCAAGUUCACGAACGUUGCCUUAUUCUCAAGAAACUGAGACUUCACCGAGUCUAGAAACACGGUCGUAUUCACGUGACACUGUGAUGUCAUCAUAUGAAAGUGUCGUUUCCACAGUGCAGGUCAGCAGGCAGUCGCUUUAUUCUGAACUAUCUCCUACUGGAGCAGAAUGGGAAAUAACUUCUCUAGCCACGCGCCUCUCUAGUGAGGAGACUUCACCGUUCACAUCUCUUAGUGUGGAGACCUCGCCAUACGCCGCUUCUUCUCCUGUAGAAAUAUCACCUGUCACCACAUUCAGUGCGGAGUCAUCGCCAUCCACUACAUCCAGUGUAGAGACAACAGUCCCCACCACAUCUUUGAUUGUAAAGACGAUCACUACGGUUUUCAGCGUGGAGACACCACCAUUCACUGCUUCUAGUGUGGCGAUAUCACCCUUACCCACAUCGUUUAUGGAGAUUUCACCAUCUACCACAUCCACUACUGAGAUGUUGCCAUUUACAAUAUCUUCUGCAGUAAUGGAGUCGUCGUCUCCCUCACACCGACCUGAGACAGAAGUUGUUAUCAACACUUUCUCUACAGAGUCCUUUACUCUGUCAUCUUUAUCAGAAUCACCGACGCUCGUCUCGGAGAUGCAGACUUCAGGUUUGUCCGAUGGUGAGCAGGGCUUGUCUACCUCACAAGUUAUAUCACUGUCGUCUGAAAUCGUUCAUAAAAGCAGCGAUAUACGCUUGGACAGCUCUGAUUGGACAGCAUCACCAUCGGAAGUGUCUGUCAUCCAUUCCACCCCGGUUGACAGCACGAGUUUCCACAUCUCGAGUACACAGGCCAUACGUUCGUCAAGUGCAGAGAUCUUAGUGUCACCAAGUACAGAGAUGAUAUCAUCGUUAAGUACAGAAAUCAUACCACCAUCCAGUACAGUUGAUAGCAUGUCUCUCCAGACCUCCACUAAUGAGUUCGGUCCAUCAUCAAGUACCGGUAUCUUAGCGCCAAGUACAGAGGUCGUAACAUCAAGUUCAGAGGUCGUAACAUCAAGUGCAGAGGUCAUAACAUCAAGUACAGAGGUCAUAACAUCAAGUACAGAGGUCGUAACAUCAAGUUCAGAGGUUAUACCAGCAUUCAGUACAGAAACCAUAUUAUCAUCCAGUACACAAGGUGCACCACCAUCUAGUACAUUUGACAGCACGUCUUUCCAGAUCUUGAGUACACAGGUCAUACAGUCGUCCAGUGUGGAAGUUACACCAUCACCAACUACAGAGAUCUUAUCAUCAUCAAGUACAGAGGUCGUACAGCCAUCAAGUACAGAGUUUACACCAUCACCAAGUAUCAUCGCAUCACCAAGUACAGAGGUUACACCAUCACCAAGUACAGAGUUUACACCAUCACCAAGUAUCAUCGCAUCACCAACUACAGAGGUUACACCAUCACCAAGUACAGAGGUUACACCAAUAUCAAGUUCAGCGCUCAUACAACCAUCCAGUACAGAGGCCAUACUACCAUCAAGUACAGAGAUCCUGCCAUCAUCAUCAGUGCCAACUACACCAUCUACAACUACUACAACUACAUCCCAAGUAGUGACCACCGCUUCUACAACCGCCGUGCCUGGCCUGGACUUUCUUGUUAUCACCGUGAUCAAGCUGCAGUCAGGAGACAACAUCACCUCCCCAGAAUUUGUCACCAAAAUGGAGGAGGGUCUGGCGAGGGCGUAUCAGACUGCGUUCGAACGGCAAACAGCUGGUGGAGGGGCCCGCAGAAGAAGGUCCGCUUUGCUGUGGCAAAUGGUCCUCGUGUCAACUUCUGGCAGGAGCAAGCGAGCUGUUGCCGGGAAUGUUGAAGUCGCAAUGCAGCGCGUUCAGCGGCAGACGACUAACCCCAGUAACGCUAACCUCACCUACACGGUAUCCAAGGAUGACAAGAUGUUGUCGGGGGCACAGGCUUCUGAGACCCUCAACACCUUACUGGACCAGGAGGUGGCCCUCGAGCUAAACCGCGUGGUGGUCACCGUCGCUGAACAAGGUCGGCAGGCAGUGGCUAGAGGUGAGUUCUUUCUUAUUCACAGCGGCAGUGCAGCCCCAGACGACAGCCACCAGCGAGGACAAGAAGCUCUGGAUCAUUGCGGCAGUGCUGGGGCCAGUGGUCCUGGUGAUACUCGUGGUGUUGGUAGUGUGCCUCCUGGUCCGCCAUUCGCAGCAAAGACGGGAGAAAGAUCUGCAGUGCAGGCAGUAAAGCCAGGUGAUGAACUUUUAGAUAAACCUAAUGAUGAAGAGAACAGUAAGAACGAACAGGGAGGAGAGGGUGAUGUCAGUGAAAAUCAAGAAAGGCCUUCAUCCAGCCAGUCCAACGGAUUGCUUAAGUCUAGACCACGGAAAAUGGUGUAUGAAGUCAACCCAUAUCCUGAUGUACCACCCUCUGAGGCACAUCUUCAAAAGAAGGGUAGAAGAUCUUUAAAGAAAAACAAAGCUUCUGCCUUGAAUGGAGCUCUUAAUGAAGAAAAUCAUCCAGAGAACACAAAGGAAGGGACCUUAAAAGUCAAGAAAAAACGUGUGAAAGAGUCUGGUGUGGCACAACCUGAAGGGAGGAGCUAG
Molecule: messenger RNA, 3004 nt
Organism: Pomacea canaliculata
Lineage: Eukaryota; Metazoa; Mollusca; Gastropoda; Architaenioglossa; Ampullariidae
Product: probable GPI-anchored adhesin-like protein PGA55
Exons: 9
Coding region: 359-3004 (881 amino acids)
Source: RefSeq, a predicted model, not a curated record